AUGUAUUUUAUUGGUGACCGAUAUGGAAAGUUUAUUCGAAUUGCUGGAGCAGAAAAAGCAGCUAAAAAGUUGAGUGAUUUACAAAAUAUUAUUUUUCAAGAGGAUCAAGAUCGUAAACAGUGGAUGCAGGUGGGCUUGGAUGCUGUUAAACAUGUUUUUAUCAAUCGAAUUGAACCAAUAGAUUGUGCUGCAAAACUAGCUAACGUUUGGCCUAUAGAAAAUGUUUGGGAUACAUUAAAUGAGAAAUUACAGAACGAGAAUACGCUCAAAUCAAACAAUGGAAAACUAACAUUAAAAAAGAGUGGAACAAAUUUAGUGUUUCUCUAUGUCAAAGAAUAA
This is a messenger RNA of Rotaria sp. Silwood1, 339 nucleotides long. Lineage: Eukaryota; Metazoa; Rotifera; Eurotatoria; Philodinida; Philodinidae. The record is from the annotation of a GenBank genome assembly.